UUGCCUCUUGCUUACAUCCCUCGGCUCCUAAACCCCCAACGCCGACGAGACGUGCCAAAGCCGACGCCCCCCCCGGCACGCACCGGAAAGCGACGCGCCUCCACCGCCCCCGCUUGCCGCCUCCCUUCCAUACCGGUUACCACCUCCUCCUCGGGACGCGGAGCGCCCAACCGCGGGCAUCUGGCGGUGGCGGCGUCCGCGCCACCUUGAACUUGAAUCAAGCAAGCGCCAGUGCGACUGGGCGGGCAUUUGGAAAGGCGGAAGCGAUGGUGGCGGCGGCGCUGGACGCAAUGGCGGGGACGCGUUGGGGGCGGUGGCUGGGGCUGGUGACGGCGGUGUGGGUGCAGUGCAUCUCCGGCAACAACUACACCUUCUCCAACUACUCGCACGCGCUCAAGACGCUCAUGGGCCUGACGCAGCUGCAGCUCAACGGCCUCUCCGUCGCCAAGGACGUGGGCAAGGCGUUCGGCCUCCUCGCGGGGCUCGCCUCCGACCGCGUCCCGACCUGGCUCCUCCUCGCCAUCGGCUCCCUCGAGGGCCUCCUCGGCUACGGCGCGCAGUGGAUGGUCGUGUCCCGGACCGUCGCGCCGCUCCCCUACUGGCAGAUGUGCGUCUUCCUCUGCCUCGGCGGGAACAGCACCACGUGGAUGAACACCGCCGUGCUCGUCACCUGCAUCCGCAACUUCCGCCGGAGCAGGGGCCCCGUCUCCGGCCUGCUCAAGGGCUACGUCGGCCUCAGCACCGCCAUCUUCACCGACACCUGCUCCGCGCUCUUCGCCGACGACCCCGCCUCGUUCCUCGUCAUGCUCGCCGUCGUGCCGGCCGCGGUCUGCGCGCUCGCCAUGGUGUUCCUCCGCGAGGGCCCGGCCGCAGGCGCCGCCGCGGGCGCGGACGAGGAGGACGACGGGCGCUGCUUCGCCGCGAUCAACUCGCUCGCCGUGGCCAUCGCGCUGUACCUCCUCGCCGCGGACCUCACGGGGCUCGGCGGCGACGGCGGAGUUGUCUCGGCCGUCUUCGUCGCCGUACUCCUGGUGCUUCUCGCGUCCCCCGCCACCGUGCCGGCGCUCCUGGCGUGGAAAUCCUGGGUGAAGACCCGCAAGGCCGCGAACGCCGACCUCGAGGAGGCGGACUCCUUGGCGGCGGCGGCGGCCGCGCCGCUCCUUCUCGCAGCGAAGGCGGCGGGGAGGACUGAGGAGGAGCAGGAGGCGCGGAUCCCCGGCGAGCGGCCGCGGCUCGGGGAGGAGCACACGAUCGCGCAGGCGCUGACGUCGCUGGACUUCUGGCUGAUGUUCGCGUCGUUCCUGAUGGGCGUCGGCACGGGGCUGGCCGUGAUGAACAACCUGGGGCAGAUGGGCGUGGCCAUGGGCUACGUCGACGUCUCCCUCUUCGUCUCCAUGACCAGCAUCUGGGGAUUCUUCGGUCGCAUCGCCUCCGGCACCAUCUCCGAGCACUUCAUCAAGACACGAGCUAUUCCCCGCCCGCUGUGGAACGCGGCCUCGCAGGUCCUGAUGGCCGUCGGCUACAUCGUGAUGGCGCUGGCGAUGCCAGGCUCCCUCUUCAUCGGCUCGGUGGUCGUCGGCAUCUGCUACGGCGUCCGGCUGGCGGUCACCGUGCCUACGGCGUCAGAGCUCUUCGGCCUCAAGUACUACGGUCUCAUCUACAACAUCCUCAUCCUCAACCUGCCGCUCGGCUCCUUCCUCUUCUCGGGCCUGCUGGCGGGCCUCCUCUACGACGCGGAAGCCACCGCGGUGCCCGGCGGCGGCAACACCUGCGUCGGCGCACACUGCUACCGCCUCGUGUUCCUGAUCAUGGCGCUCGCCUGCGUCGUCGGGUUCGGCCUCGACGUCCUGCUCUGCGUCCGGACGAAGCGGGUGUACGCCAAGAUCCACGAGAGCAAGCGGUUGAGUAGGUCCGCCGUGGCGCAGAGGGUUGGUUAGCUAGUUGCUACGCACGCAGCUCUGUGGAAGCUCAAGAAAAUAGCUCGCAUCAACAACGUUGGAACUCUGAAGAAGCACCUCCGCAAUUUUGUGUGCGAAUAUCUUUGAAAAGAAUUUUUGUGUGUGAAUUAAGGGGCCAUUCAUGUCUCUUAUUCUUUGGAAAAAGAUGGAUGCAUAUCAAUUUGAUUUGUUUCCACUGAGUAUUGAUUGAGAGGGUUGCAGGCUUAAUUGGUAGAACCCCUUGAGUUCAGUGUGGUGUUUAUUCUGUAGUGUACAUAGCGUUUCCGUAAGAUUGUACGGUGUAAGUGUAAUGGCCUAUACGUGUACCAGCUGUUACCAAUUUCUCUUACGUCACCAUAGUCUGAUU
Messenger RNA from Sorghum bicolor (sorghum), 2304 nucleotides. Its product is annotated as protein NUCLEAR FUSION DEFECTIVE 4. The transcript has 2 exons. Bases 267 to 1937 code for a protein of 556 amino acids. The record is from RefSeq and is a predicted model, not a curated record. NCBI's taxonomy places the organism in Eukaryota, Viridiplantae, Streptophyta, Magnoliopsida, Poales, Poaceae. Gene Ontology annotation, cellular component: membrane.